Molecule: messenger RNA, 1143 nt
Organism: Ramularia collo-cygni
Lineage: Eukaryota; Fungi; Ascomycota; Dothideomycetes; Mycosphaerellales; Mycosphaerellaceae
Product: related to TPN1 Pyridoxine transporter
Exons: 5
Coding region: 1-1143 (380 amino acids)
Biological process (GO): transmembrane transport
Cellular component (GO): fungal-type vacuole membrane; plasma membrane
Molecular function (GO): transmembrane transporter activity
Source: RefSeq, a predicted model, not a curated record
AUGUCAGACCCAACGAACGACCCCGAGAAAGGCGAGAUAACUUCCACGACCAAAUUCGAAGCAAGCAGCACAACCAGUAAAGCCUCCAUCAGCGAAGGUCAAAUCACCCCAAUAAAAUCCUCUCGAACAACCCAAUUCUGGACAGCCCUCCGUUCAGAACUCACAGAGACACGAGGAGUAUCUCGAGUCCCACCAAAUGCCCGACAAUCCGCUUCAUCAACACAAUACAUACAAAUGAUAUCACUCUGGACAAGCGCAAACUUGACCGCCAAUCAUUUAGCACUGGGUCUUCUAGGACCGAAAAUCUAUGGAUUAUCAUUUCUGGACUCGGCGCUAUGUGCUACUUUUGGCGUUUUGACGGGGUGUUUAUGUACUGCUUACAUUGCGACUUUUGGACCACAGUCUGGGAAUCGAACGAUGAUUGUAACGCGCUAUCAUAUGGGAUGGUGGCCUAGCCGUUUGGUUGUCGUGCUUAAUCUUGUCAUUAUGAUAGGAUAUGGCGUGAUCGAUUCCGUUGUUGGUGGCCAGAUGAUAUCUGCUGUUGCAGGGGGACAGAAUCUCUCUAUUGUCGUAGGAGUGGUCAUCGUUGCUGUUGUGACAUGGGCCAUCACUGUUAUUGGACUACCUCUGCUACAUAUAUACGAACGAUACGGCUGGAUACCCCAAGCGACUAUAACAGCAAAUCGACUAUCAAUGUUCUCCCUCUGUCUAGGAGCUACAAGUGCAUGGGCGCCAGCCGCCGCAGACUUCUACGUCUAUUAUCCGGAAACCACUCCCAAGACAUUAGUAUUUCUUCUCACCUGGGCGGGUGAGGCUCUGGGAUAUCUCUUCACCUUAUACCUAGGUAUUGGCAUUGCUUCCGGCAUUCCCAACAACCCAACAUGGUACGCUGCCAACGAAAUAAGCCCAGGCGCCAUUCUGGUCGCUAGUUUCGAUUCUUUGGGCGGUUUCGGAAAGUUCCUCGCGACGAUCGUGAUGCUAGGUGUGAUUGCGAACAACGCUCCUGGAACAUAUGCCUGCGGACUCGGCUUUCAAUGUCUUGGUUCCUGGCCCCUGAGAGUGCCUCGGAUGGUGUGGAAUAGCUUUGCGGUCCUUGUAGCUUUUUAUCUCUUAUGGGGUAUUGGUGUACGAUAUGGGUGGUGA